Messenger RNA from Aplysia californica (California sea hare), 1421 nucleotides. RefSeq lists its product as uncharacterized. The record is from RefSeq and is a predicted model, not a curated record. Gene Ontology annotation, molecular function: transmembrane transporter activity. Gene Ontology annotation, biological process: transmembrane transport; monoatomic anion transport. Lineage: Eukaryota; Metazoa; Mollusca; Gastropoda; Aplysiida; Aplysiidae.
CGAGUCUCGAGAUUGCCUGUCAAAAUUUUCAACUCCAUUCAAAGGCAGGAAAGAGGGGACCCAGAGCACAGUUUCCACAGUUUCAUUCAAAAGACGGUACGAACAUAAGUGCUCGUUUUUAUUCUCUGUUGAACAGCGACAGCCAGUACCUCAAACAUGAGAUCUUCAGUUUCUCAAAAUAACGAGUCGUCAACUGCCCAAGUAUAUUUUCUAACUGACAAAAUAUAUCUCCAAAAUAAUGAGUCUCAUACUGAUGAAAUAUCUUUUGAUUAUGAUAAUUCGUCAAAUGAUGGAGUAUACCAUGAAAGUUCCCCGGUGUCUCGCGGUGAAAACGUCGUACCUCAUCCUAUUUGUUCUAUUAAUUCUCCGAACCUACACUCAAAUUCUAUUCAGGAGAGACACGAUUCGUCACAAAAGUCAAUGAUUGACAGCAAGGAAAAAGAUCAUUCGCCGGAUUCUUUCUCUACUUCUGAACCUCGAAACUCAAAUACUGGAAAUGCUGAGGCCAUCAAUGACAUCCUGAAGGAGUUCAAUGGAAAUGAGAACAAAGAGCCUGACAAUUUGAAAUCGCUGAUUGUUUUAGAUGUAGACACUCUCCAUAGUACAGUGAAUUUAAAUUCGUUCUAUUUCAAUGACAGAAAAGAAAGCACAAGGAGAAAAAGUCUCCCUGAUAUCAGUGACCUUGAAGUAUACAACACACCCAGAAAUAACUUGGGACAUAUCUAUAAAAAGCGCAAGAGUGACAAGUCACGUCGUGGUUCCAUUUUCAAGAAUCGGUCCCAGGAUCAAAAAGACGUAAGUUCUUUUUCCAGUACGCCACGCCAAGCCUUGGCCCCACAGAAGGAAUCCUUCUAUUCGAAGUAUACGUCUUGCCGCUGGCGACUGGCGUACAUGUGCUUUCUAGCUCGAUUCAUUCAGACAGCACUCCGGCAGUUGAUGGGGGUGGCAGUGCUAGGGAUGACAUUUCCCCAUGAAAUCCCAAGCAGGAACGCGACGAGCAACUUCACCUCAUAUCAGACAGUUCCGAAAACGCCACUGAACACGCCAUGGCGCAAGGUGAUGAGGUCCCCCGCCGUGUGGGCCAUCUUGACAGGUCACGUGACACACAAGUGGGUGUUGUCCUUCAUGCUGUCCUACAUGCCACGAUACUUUGCAGAUCUCUUUGAUUUCAACUUUGAGAUGGUAAUGGAUUGGCAUUUUUCUUGUCCCACUUCGGUUUUGGACAAAAUUAUUAGGGGUGGCUGCAUCGAAUAACACUGGUGUCUAAAAAACAAGGACACAUUUAAGAGACAAUAACUCGGUCAUCUUUGGUCUAGUUUUAACAAAACUUCGAACAAGCAAAUUUCAACAAAAAGGGGAUCAAAAUAUGUAUUGGUAAGAGGAAAAUCAAUCAACUUGUUUAAGAAGUAUCAAGUUUUUAA